AUGGAAAACAUCAGUGCAUCUGGACACCCUCCAACCUCAACUGAUGAAGAGCAUGGAGUAAAAGCUCCAAGUACUGAGAGAAAUCCUCAGACAAAUCCUAUGUCUUCUCCUCCUGUUGUUCCUACAAAGAAGAGGAAAGAGGUGGAGUCUAGAUCCAAAGUAUGGGAUCAUUUUGAAAAGAUCUGUGGUCCUGUAGGUGAAGGUGAUACUGAGGGACCAGUAGUUAAGGGCAAAUGCCUUUAUUGUGCAAAAAUUUAUAAAUGUGAAAGUAAAAAAGCAUGGCACUUCCUCAUUGAGAAACCAUAUGGUGGCCUGCCUAAAAAAAUUCACAUUCUAAGGAUACAAGGCAGUCUCUUCUCACCUUUAAUGAGGUUUAUACCUCUGGAACAGAAGCUUCUGAGGGGGUUUUGGGGACUUGGGUUUUCAACCAAGAGGCUAUUAGGAGGGUGGACCAUUUCUAGAGACAUUUACCAGAUUUACCUAGAUGAGAGACUAAGCCUAAAAAAGUUGUUUAGUGUGAGCACCCAAAAGGUCAGCUUGACCACUGAUACAUGGACCUCUGUCCAAAGGAUAAAUUACAUAUGCAUUACUGCACAUUUCAUUGAUGAUCAGUGGAAGCUUAACAAAAAGAUCAUUUCCUUUGUCCCAAUUUCUUCUCAUAAGGGAGAGUACAUAGCCAAAGCCCUUGAGAGUUGUCUUCUUGAUUGGGGGAUUAAAAAUGUCUUCACUGUUACUAUUGAUAAUGCCUCUUCAAAUGACACAGCUUUGGGGUUUUUCAAGAACAAACUUGUGUCUUCGGAUGGGUCUUCUGUUAGGGUUCAAUAUAUGCACAUGAGGUGCAUAGCCCAUGUGUUGAACUUAGUGGUCCAGGAUGGGUUGAGAUAUGCAGGUCCUUCUGUUAAGAAAGUUAGAGAUGUUGUGAGAUGGGUGAGGAGUUCUCCUGCCAGACUCAAGAAGUUUGGAGAGCUUGCUGUGCUUAAUGGGGUGGAAGCCAAAUGUGCAUUACAACUUGAUGUUCCAACAAGAUGGAACAGCACAUACAUGAUGCUCAACACUGCCCUUCAAUACCAGAGGGCCUUUGAAGCUUAUGAGAAUGAUUCCUCAAUGAGUGCUGACUUAUAUGAUUCUAUUCCAAAUUUUAUGGAUUGGCUUUCUGUGCAAAGCUUAGUCCAUUUUCUUAAAGGCUUCUAUGAGAUGACCGUGAGAAUAUCUGGUUCUCUCUAUGUCACUUCAAAUACUUUCUUUCUGAGAUUUCUGACUUAG
Molecule: messenger RNA, 1263 nt
Organism: Ipomoea nil (Japanese morning glory)
Lineage: Eukaryota; Viridiplantae; Streptophyta; Magnoliopsida; Solanales; Convolvulaceae
Product: zinc finger BED domain-containing protein RICESLEEPER 2-like
Exons: 2
Coding region: 1-1263 (420 amino acids)
Source: RefSeq, a predicted model, not a curated record